Molecule: messenger RNA, 6038 nt
Organism: Bacillus rossius redtenbacheri
Lineage: Eukaryota; Metazoa; Arthropoda; Insecta; Phasmatodea; Bacillidae
Exons: 2
Coding region: 3137-4774 (545 amino acids)
Cellular component (GO): nucleus
Molecular function (GO): DNA binding
Source: RefSeq, a predicted model, not a curated record
UAUUCUAUGACGACGCUCCACGCCCAUUAAUAAACCGCACGCCGUUUACUAGUUAUGCCUCGCUCUUGUAUUGUUCCUUUUUGUAAUGAAGGUUACGGCUCAAAACCGUCGAGGUAUUCGUUUUUCUGCGUGCCUAAAGACCCUGUUAAAAGAAAAAAAUGGCAAGCUGCAAUACCAAGAAAAUUAGAGUUGAAACCUGGACAGGCAGUGUGUGAAAAACAUUUUGCACCUGAGGAUAUUGUUCGAAAGAAAGUGUUCAAAGAUUGCAACGGAGCAGUUUUGGCUGAGGCUGUCUUAAAAAUACCAAGAUGUGCAGAAAAUGCUGUUCCAACUUUGUUUCCUGGCUGCCCAAAAUACUUAAGUCGAAAAACUCCUAAGCGACGAAGAGAUAUUAUACGGAAGGUCAUACCAAAAGUGAAGAAAGUAAAACUUGCGCAUUUAUCAAACAGUGAUGUGCAGGAAAAUCCGGUAACUUCAUCACAUAACUCUGAUUUCAUUACUCCAUCGCAGACCUUUGAGUUAUCCAUUUUUGAACAAUUGUAUUAUGAUGAAGAUUGUUUUGAGGUGCCAGAAAGUUGGACCAGAAUUAUUCCUGCGUGUGGAUCGAAGUUGAUAUUUUAUGCUCAGAUAGUGUCAAGAAAGGUGAAUGAGCAUAUAUUUCCUGUAUAUGUUAAGCAAGUCUGUGUUGAUGAAAAUGCUUGUGUUACAUGUUCAAUAUUGGGAAAAACCCUAAGUCACGAAUCUCUAAGAACAUUAAAAGAACCUUUGAAAUCUUGUCAGGAACUGAAAGACAUUUUGAUAUGUUUCAAUGAGCUAAAGAUUUGCAGUGGAACUAAACUAGACAAAAAGUUAAGUGAUUUAGAGUGCCAGAGUUUGUGUAGAGAUUCGUCAGGUUGUUUGAGACACACAAACUGUUCGUUAGUUGUUUCUGAAGAUGAUGUUUGUGAAAAAUGUAAGAGGCUAAAGAAAAUCCUUUGUCAGAAAUUGUUACAGCUAGAGCGUAUACUUUGAAGAGAAUUUCAUUAGAGCUCAGUCCUAAAAAACCACAAACUAAACUUGAUUAGAAAGAAGCAAGAAUGUUAUUGUCACAUGCUAUUGAGAUGUAAAAAUUAAGUCAAAAAACAUAAAACUGAACUUAAAAAUACUCAGGCUUUUAUGGAACUGAUUUCAGAUUGUUCAUGUCAAACAAGACUCUUCAAUCACUGUCUGUUGUCUGUUUGUUUUAAAGUGCAAGAAGUCUGGAGCUUGUCAUCAACAAGCUUUUAUAUCAAUUUUUUGAAAAAAGCAAAAAAAAAAAAAAAAAAGAUGUCUUCUACAGCUUUGAAAUCAAAGCAAAGUUCCACACUUAAAUUUAAAUUCAUAUGUUAUUCCAGGGUAUGUCUGUUUUGAAAAUCAAGCAAUUUGUUGCUUGUCAGAAACUAAUUCUUAGUAGUGAUUUAUUGUAAAUUGUAAAACUCUAAGAAGUAUGUUUAGGUUGACAUUGAAGCAAAGUUCCAACACUAGUGUUUUUUUUUUUUUUUUUUUUUUUUUUUUUUUUUUUUUUUUUUUUUUUAACUCAGGUGUUUCAUUGUAUAGUAUCUGUACAAUUUUGAUUGUGUCUGUAAAGAAUCUUAAGAAUUUUUAUAAUAUCUGUGAAAAAACUUGAGUACGGUUUGUUCAUGAUAGACUCUUGACUAGCUUAAGUUGCAUGAUAAAUAAUAUGAUUGCAUGCCACAUUUAAUUACCUAGAAAAUUAAUGUUUGAAAAAAGUUGAUGUAGGUUUUUCACUUGAAAAUUUACAAGAAUGGUUUAUGCUUUUUUUUUUAACAAUUUUCAAACAUUUUACCCAUGGAGGGGGGUUCCCGAUAAGUUUCCAGGUAUGUUGAUGGCAUUGUACGUAGCAGAUUUUUGGGGCCAACAUUUACUUAGUGUGCCUAUAAACAUGACACAUUUUCUCAAGGUACCAGAAAAAUAAAGAUCUUUGUCUAAAUUUAAACAUGGAGGGUGACAACCAGUAGCAUAACUUAAGUAUUUAUUGUUAGUAAAACUUGAUAAAUGAAAUAUAUUAUGUGCUACUUAUGUUGACUGCUUAUGUUGUAAAAUGUAACCUUGAUAAGUUUGUUUCUUUUUGCAAAAAUAAAGUGCAUUUCAAACCAUUUUGUUUGUAUGCUCUUCAGCUUUUACAUGAACCUGCUUUUUAAAUCAGUAUUUUUUUCUUGUAAGUGCAAGACAUUGUGCAUAAAUGAAACAAGUUUCACAAAUGUAGAUACUUGAACUACCUUAGUUUCUCAUUUUCAGCAAUUUAGCUGGGGAUUUUUUUAUUAUUACUAAAGAAAAACCAAAGUUUUGUCUACACACGCAUCCUCAUUGCUUCAUGUAGAGGCAAAGGUGGAUAUUUGGGCCAGGGGUUGUUAUUUGGGCCCCCACUGUAUCUAGACAUACAGGCCACGAAUUCUAGCGGUGAACGCUGGAACUACUAAAACAUGAAGCCAAACAGCACUGGCGAGCGCGCCAGUGUAGUACCUGCCAUGGUUAGUGUUGCGUGAGACUGUGAAAUUUUUGUUCCUGAGCAAAACUUUGAAAGGUAAGUGUUGACAUCAUUGUUAUCGUAGCUUCUUUGUUGUAUUCGGUAAAUACAUGGUAAGGUGUGUGUUUAGUAUGUUAUAAGGAUUCCGUAUCACACCAGGUAUUGUCAUAACAUUGGUAAAUAAACUCGUAGCAAAAUUUUAUUUUCCAAUAUAGCUAUGGUGGAUAUAUGGGCCCCUUGCAGUGCUGGUUAUAUGGGCCCCAUAAUCUUAGGGGCCCAUAUUACAACCACUACAACGUUAUGUUACGUUUUAUGUUGCAGAUGCCCCGAAAACUCCUGGUACCCCCUAAAAAGGGUAAAAGAUAGGCGUGGAAUAAAGAAGACAUGUCGAAAGCCAUAUCAGCAGUUAAAGAAAAGAAAAUGGGUUUGAAAAAAGUCACAAAAACUUUUUCCGUGCCACGAUCUACUUUACAAAGACUAUGUCGUGUUGAAAAACCUAUUCAAGAAGUAGUGAACAUGAAAAUAGGACGGCCUACAAUAAUCCCACCAGCCCUUGAAAAGGAGCUAGUAACAUAUAUUUUGAUAAUGGAGGCAAAAUUUCACGGCCUUACAUGAAACGAUGUGCGCCGGAUGGCAUAUCAGCUGUGCGUCAGAAAUAACAUAGCACACCCAUUUACGAAUGGCGAAACUGCAGGACGUGCUUGGUUUGACCAUUUCAUGUCGCGCCACAAAGAGUCAAUAUCUAUUUUGAAACCUUCAGCGACUUCAUCCGCUAGGGCCAAUGGCUUCAACAGGGAAGCUGUAAACACAUUUUACGAUCUCUUGGAAGCUGAAUUCCAGAUAAACAACUACAGUGCCGACAGAGUGUUCAACGUAGAUGAGUCCGGCAUUAGUGUUGUACAAAGUAAGGUAUCUGAAGUUGUAGGUCUCCGAGGCAAAAGGCAGAUAGGAGCCCUAACAGCUGCAGAACGAGGGUCACUAGUAACUUGCAUUUUUAGCAUGAAUGCUUCUGGGCUUCAUAUCCCACCUAUGCUAAUUUUUCCAAGGAAAAAUAUGCCAGAAACACUAAUGAGAGGUGCUCCGCCAGGCUCCAUUGGAAGGUGUCAUCCUUCAGGUUGGAUUCAAACCAACCUAUUCACUGAUUGGUUUAACCACUUUUUGUCAAAAGCAAAACCAACGGCAGAUGAACCAAUUUUGCUAAUUCUAGAUGGUCAUCACACUCAUACAAAGAACAUUGAUGUCAUUGAACUAGCUCGUGCAAACCACGUAAUGAUCGUUAGCCUGCCUCCUCACACUACACACAAGUUACAGCCUCUCGACAGAAGCUUUAUGGGUCCUUUGAAGUACUACUACAGUGAAAAUAUUAGGCAGUGGCAGUUACACAACAACAGACCUCUAGGACCAUAUGACAUUGCUGAGCUAUUGGGGAACGCUUUUCUCAAGUGUCAAACAGGUGAAAUAGCUGCUAGUGGGUUUUCUGUAACCGGGAUUUUCCCUUUCAAUCGCCACUUGUUCAGUGAUGUUGACUUCGCUCCUUCUUCAGAAGAAGCUAAUGUAGAGGACAUCAGUCUUGAAGUUCUAAAAGCGUGUAAAGGGCGAACAACCCACAAAAAAACACAACAGUCUACUUCUAGAUAUUCUACGGCUGCCAUUGCUACAUCCACUUCCAGGUCUGCUGCAUCCACUUCCGGGCCUGCUGCUAAGAACCUAACUCCAUCUGCGAAAGACUUGGUAGAAGCUGGCCCUUCCGGGUGUUCUUCUUCGAUGCGUUCUGACCAUGUAUCACCUCAAGAUAUCCUGCCUAUUCCACGACCAAAAAAGAGAAUGACAAACAAAGGCCCGAAACCUAUGAAAUGUGCAGUAAUUACAUCAUCACCUUAUAAACUUGCAUUAGAAGGAGUAGAGCAAAAAAGGAAUGAGAAAUUAACAACAGCUAAUGAAGCCACGACAAAGAAGAAAAACACAGGAAAAGAAACUGUCAAUACAAAACCAAAGGCAAAAAAAUGGUUAAAAAGGAGGUUGUGUUUUGUAGAAUCAUCAGAUGAAAACCAAGAAGAUGACUUCGACUCAGGAGAAUCCGUCAUGGAAGCUGAAGUAGGAAAUUUUGCCCCCGACGAUGAAGAUGCAGUCUGUCUUUUCUGUGAACAGGUAUUUUCUAAAGACUGUAGCAGUGAACUGUGGGUACAGUGUAUGAUUUGCGAAAUGUGGGCUCAUAACCUUUGUGCUGGGGCUGACAGAGAUGUGUAUAUCUGUGACUUCUGUAAAUAGUUUUUUUUAAAAUGGUUCAGUCAAGAUAUCUUAAUUUUUAUGUUCAAAUAACAUUUUUUAACAGACUUUUCUGAUCAGACGAUCAUGAAUUAGGUUUAUUUUGGUAUUAACAAUUUAUAAAACAAAGUAGUUUUUAUAAAUUUAUGUUUUAACUAGUUCAUAGAUUAGUUGAUAUGUUUGCAUCCUAAUCCAAUAGUUUUUAUGUUUGAAAAGCAAAAUAUCUUUCAAUAUACAACUUUUUCCAAGCAGCUACUAUAACACUUUGUGUUUUUAUACUAUUUCAAAAAUUAAUACAAUACAUAACAACUGUAAUAAAUGAUUUUUUUGGUGAUAUUUUAAUGAUUAUUUAUUGAGAAAACCCAGGGGCCCAUAUUACCAGCACAAAAUUUUUUUUUUGAAAAAAUGCAGACUUUUGGUAAAAAGUUGUAGCGAUUUUAAAUGCGCGCGUCAUCGCGGGCCUCCGGCACUUCGCUCCCCUCAUCCUUCUCCCUCCUUUCCCCCCCCCCCCUCCUAGUGAUUCUAUGUCUACUCGUUUCCCCCACCCUUUCAAUAUGCGCAUGCGCGCGCUGCGGCGCGAGUUUAUAAAAUCUGCUGCAGACAUGAUGAGGGUCUUCUUCUACUGGUAGCCUUUGUGAGGCUUGGUUGUCAGCAGUAGCUGACCAGUUGUUAAUUUCACUAGCAUGUAGUCCGAGAGCUUCGACUUAGUCUUCGUGCGUGUGCGACCUCAGGGGAAAAAUGUAAGUUGAAUCGAGUCGUCAGUGAGGCGGUGGCCCUCACCCUAAUGUAGAAUCAGUAUUGUUUAAAUUUUUUUAGUCUAAAUUCCUUUUCGGCCGCCACCAUCAAAAAUUGUUUGGAUUUCUGCUUUAAUGUAAAUUUAACUUAACCUUCGCUUCCGUUUUUCUGUUUCUACCUGUCUCCCCUUGAGACGUCGUCGCACGUUUUUUUUUGGUACUGCUUUUUAAAGAAUAAUGUAACUUCUUUCUUUCGUGUACCUGCACUUUGCAGUAGUUUUGUAAAUGUAACUUAUUUUGUAAUAUAACUUCAGACAAGGAAAUUAUGUCCCUUUUUGACGAUCGUUGAUUGGAUCACUGUGUAGCCGGCUUACCCAUGCAAAUUAUAAUUGUCAAUUGUGUAUUAAUAUUGAAUUUGUUAUUGCUUUUUGUAUUUAACUUUGCAUUGGUCAAACGUAACUGUACAUGAAUAUUAACGUAAUAGUAAUUAUGAAUUAAUAUGGAAUUUGAAUAAAAUGUCUGUGUACCUGAAA